GUGGAGGCAUGACCUUCCUCCAUAACCAGGACGAAAUUGCUGUAAGGGCUGCCUCGAUAAAGAAAGAAGUGUUGGCAGAACUGAGGUUGCUGAGGCAAGUUGAACAUGAAGUUGAUGACGAACAAGAGCCUCUACAACCAUCUGAAGAUGAAGUAGAAGUGUCCUCAUCUAGUAGUGAAGAGACAAAUGUCACAGGGACGCCACCAGAUCUGGAUGAUCUUUUGGAUGUUGAAGAUCAGGCUGCUGAUGCAGGAAACGGUGAUCUAGCAGAUAAGAAUGAGAAUCUAAUAU
Molecule: messenger RNA, 291 nt
Organism: Amoebophrya sp. A25
Lineage: Eukaryota; Dinophyceae; Syndiniales; Amoebophryaceae
Source: the annotation of a GenBank genome assembly